GGGGUCGGUUGUGCGCGUGCGCGUGCGUACUGCGUAAGAUCUUCGCCCCGCCUCUCUCCUAGAUUACCUUUCGGGAAACUGAGGUCGCCGGGAAAGCGACGCCCCCAAGGUUCCGCGGCCCUGGCUGGACUCUACCCCGACGUCAUGGCUCCGGGUGCCCAUGAAGCCUGGGAAGGUCUUUUCCAUCAGCCGCAGUGAGCCACAGGACCCCCAGGAGCCUCCUCGCAGGGCUGGCUGGUGGAAAAUGAAGAUUCUGUUACUCAAAGACCCUAAGGACGAUGACUCGGGCCAGGAUCCCUACAUUCAGGAAUUGGGAUCGUGUGGAUUUGAAGCCACUUUGAUACCUGUUUUAUCCUUCGAGUUUUUGUCUCUGCAGAGUUUCUCUGAGAAGCUGUCUCAUCCAGAAGCUUAUGGAGGGCUCAUCUUUACCAGUCCCCGAGCAGUGGAAGCCAUGCAGUUGUGCCUGGAAAGGGAUGGCAAACUGGAAGUCUGGAAAAAGUCUCUGAAAGAAAAAUGGCGCAUCAAGCCGGCAUAUGUGGUUGGCCAAGCCACCGCAUCCCUCGUGAGAAAAAUUGGCCUGGCCACAGAAGGAGAAAAAUGUGGAAAUGGAGAGAAGCUCGCGGAAUACAUCUGCUCACGAGAAAAGCCGGCGACUUUGCCCCUUCUCUUUCCCUGUGGGACCCUCAAAGGAGAAGUGCUUCCCAAGACGCUCAAACAGAAAGGGAUUCCACUGGAAAGCAUAACUGUUUACCAGAAGAUUCCGCAUCCCGGGAUACAGGACUCCCUGAAGAACUACUUCUCACAGGGCAUUCCAGCCAGUGUCACCUUCUUCAGUCCUUCUGGGCUCACAUACAGCCUCAGCUAUAUUCAGGAGUUAUCUGGCAACAGCUUUGACCAGAUUAAGUUUGCAGCCAUAGGUCCGACCACAGCCCGGGCCAUGGCCAGCACGGGAAUCCCUGUGAGCUGCACGGCGGAGAGGCCCUGCCCCCACGACUUGGCCACCGGCCUCCAGAAAGUGCUUCAGCCAUAGAGCCCCUCCAGCUCCCAGACCACACUGGGCUCCAUCCCAGGCCAGCUCAAACGGGGACCACUGGGGACAGAUGGGCUCUGUCAGCACCCCCCAUCCAACACCCGGAGCUGAGAGCGAUCUGUCUGGACAGGUGUCAUGGCCUCUUCUAAUUUGGGGGGAAAUUCCUGGCUCAGGAAUGGGUGGCUUUGCUUCCGCCCCACUCUGAAUUCUGGGGGCAGGGAGAACGGACACGUGCAUCCAAUUCAGUAAAUACCCCAUGGGAAUAAAUUAUCAACAAGCAUUUACCCCAUGGUAUGUGCUAGACAUGGGGCAAAAUGUGGGGGCUAGGCAUCCAGUGAGUGUCUAAUAAAUGCCUGGUGACCUGAUGAAA
Molecule: messenger RNA, 1400 nt
Organism: Dromiciops gliroides (monito del monte)
Lineage: Eukaryota; Metazoa; Chordata; Mammalia; Microbiotheria; Microbiotheriidae
Gene: UROS
Product: uroporphyrinogen III synthase
Exons: 11
Coding region: 161-1030 (289 amino acids)
Biological process (GO): uroporphyrinogen III biosynthetic process
Molecular function (GO): uroporphyrinogen-III synthase activity
Source: RefSeq, a predicted model, not a curated record